Molecule: messenger RNA, 906 nt
Organism: Seminavis robusta
Lineage: Eukaryota; Bacillariophyta; Bacillariophyceae; Naviculales; Naviculaceae
Source: the annotation of a GenBank genome assembly
AUGGGAGCUUCAUCGAGUUAUGCCGGGGAAGAAGAGGCCAGUUAUCGAGUAGAACAAGCCCAGCACUUCUCAAGCCUGGAUCCUGUGAAGAUUGCCCCCAUUCGAAGUUAUCAAGACGAAGACUGUUGCGAUACCGACAUCACCUCGACUACCUACAGCAUGAGUUGUGAUUCUUGGAGUGACCCAGCCAUUCGAUGGUCCCAGAACCGACACGAUGGUGUUUCCCCAGCGAUGAUACCACGCCGACAAGAUUCAGUCCACAACAGGACCAGCGCAGGACCACCACGCCUUCCCGCACGAGCUCGUUCCACUCAUUUCAGCGACUCGGGAAAGAGGUCAACAUCCUCGCUGCCGCCACGAUGCCUGUCAGACCCUCUGCCGUUUCACCGUCGAGGCAGUGUAGCUUCGGCACCUGAAAGACCCACAAGAAUGCCAUCAACCCAUUCUCCAAGGAUCCAAGAUCGAGCCCCGCCCGCCAUGCCCCGUAGAUCACCCACUCUCCACGGCGUCAUGGAGGACAGAUCCGAGCCGGAGAGCGCUUGCCCCCCUUUCUUUGAUGCUACAUGUGUUGCUGGGCCCAGCAGCCAGAAGGAAAGAACCAUGGUGGAGAUUGCCCCUGGUGUGUCCAUCCCGCUUCGCACAAGCGAAGAAACGUUGGAAGCCAUCAGGAACGACUACUUUGUCCCAACUACUUGUGUUGCCUGCACCGCAGAUCUGUUUUGCAUCGAAGAUGCCAGGUACUCUGUUUGCCCCUGCUGCAGGACAGUGAGUCAAUUGGAGGCAGCCAUGGCUGACAGGGAGGGACAACAUCACGGCGUGGGCAUGGGCUUCACAGGCAGCACACUGUGGCAAGCACAGUCCGACAUUAUGGCCCAGCACCAGCAAACAAGAAGGUUCAGCCGAUAG